Messenger RNA from Orbilia oligospora ATCC 24927, 1656 nucleotides. RefSeq lists its product as uncharacterized. The record is from RefSeq and is a predicted model, not a curated record. Gene Ontology annotation, cellular component: membrane. Gene Ontology annotation, biological process: transmembrane transport. The coding region runs from base 1 to 1656 and encodes 551 amino acids. Gene Ontology annotation, molecular function: transmembrane transporter activity. Lineage: Eukaryota; Fungi; Ascomycota; Orbiliomycetes; Orbiliales; Orbiliaceae. The transcript has 2 exons.
AUGAGUUCACCACUUCUCAAACCGGCGGACGGUAAGAACGGCGAUGAGUUCAGGGGUGGACGCAACCUCAGCAUUUCCGCUGGAACGUCUAGGAGCAUUACAGCAUCGCCGCUCUCACCUCAACCUAGCGAAAUUCUUUCAAUACGGCGUCGCCAGCGACUUAAAUGGCAGAGAUAUUCCGCCGGGGCCUGUGCUCUGGUGAGCUGUCUGUCCGCUGGAUCAAUUCUAUUGUAUUCGCUUUAUACUCCACUGUUUCAACGUCAUUUGCACUAUAGUCAAAUGCAAAUUAACGCUAUAGCUAUUGCCGCCGAACUCGGAAUGUAUCUCUUGGUCCCGAUCUUCGGUUGGAUUUGUGACAACUACGGCCCUGAUCGACUUUCUAUUGUAUCAAUUUUCCUAUUCGUUCCCGGAUAUCUCUCGGCGGCUUACUGUUACAAUAACCAACUCCCGUACAUGGCUAUGUUCUUUUCGUUCUUGCUUAUCGGUAGCGGAACCGUUAGCAUGUACCUAACGGGGAUUACAACUUGUGCGAAAAAUUUCACCAAGAAGCGCGGUCUAGCACUGGCGGUCCCAAUCAGUGCUUUUGGGCUGAGUCCAUUGUGGAUGAGCCAAGUCGCAAAUUCUUUCUUCCUAAAGGACAGUGAUGAUGGGAGUGGGACGAAGGAACUAGAUAUUAAUAGGAUAUAUACCUUUUUCGCCGUGUAUCUCCUUGCGAUUGGAUUACUCGGAUCUUUCUUCCUCAAGAUUUAUCCUGAUCCAGAUUUAGAUGAAAUUACCCUUCGAGGCGAAACUGCACCCUUAUUGACAUCGUCACCGACCGCAGCCGAACAUGUCGAGUACGGUGCCGCCGUCUUGUCAAACGAUCCUAACGAUAUACCCCCCGCCGUUAAGCGAAGACUCCUUAACGACGAUACUAGAAACUUUCUAUCCGAUCCUACUAUGUGGUGGUUUGCUGCAGGUGUCUUCCUUACUGCUGGGCCUGGCGAGAGCUUCAUCAACAAUAUGGGGGCUUUGAUAAAGACAAUUCAACCAGUUUCAAGGUCGCUAGGAAGUCCGACUGGAGAUGAGACAGCUACCCAUGUUGGAAUUAUUGCCGUAACAUCGACGGUCGCUCGGCUAUUUUCAGGCUUUCUCUCAGAUUACCUUGGCCCGCCGGUCGAACCUGCUCCUGUUCGCGAUGAGCAAGAAAGCAAGCGAUUUCGUAUUUCCCGGAUCAUGCUUAUCAUCAUUUUUGCCGGGUUUAUGCAGGUAGCGUAUCUCAUUUUAUCAUCAGGAUACAUUCAGCUACAUCCACAACAGUUUUACGUUAUAUCUUCACUCAUCGGAAUCGGUUAUGGCGCGGUAUUCACACUCUCGCCAACCAUUGUCUCCGUUGUCUGGGGUGUCGAGAACUUAGCAACAAAUUGGGGUAUUAUAGCGAUGUUACCUGCCGGUGGUGCUUCUGUCUUUGGCUUCUUGUUUGCAGCAGUUUAUGAUUCCGAGGCCAAACGCCAAAAUAGCGGGGAGCAUGGGCUCGGAGAUGGAUUAUGCUUUGGGUUGCAUUGUUACCAGAAAAGCUUCGCAGGUAUGGCAGCCAGCUGCAUGCUUGCGAUGGUACUUUGGGCAUGGGGAUGGAGAGGUCGGGGCGGCUGGGUAGCCCGUGGCGUAAGUGUUUGA